Glycine soja is the source of this 1404-nucleotide messenger RNA. RefSeq lists its product as uncharacterized. The record is from RefSeq and is a predicted model, not a curated record. NCBI's taxonomy places the organism in Eukaryota, Viridiplantae, Streptophyta, Magnoliopsida, Fabales, Fabaceae. Bases 135 to 1091 code for a protein of 318 amino acids. The transcript has a single exon.
GAAACCAAGAUCACUAGUAGUUUAUUAUUAUUAUUUUUUGAUCCAAUCGCUCCUUCACGAUUCAUUUGCAGUCCACACGCCUCUCCCUCUUCCAUCAUCUCACCAAAUUCACAUUACAGAGUAGCAGCGCAGUGAUGGCAGCAGCAGCAGCAACGAACCUAAACCUAUGGGGAAUCCUCUUAGAAUCAAAGCGCAUAAUCAACGCCCACUCCCGACACUUCCUAGCUCUCUCCGUCAUCUUCCUUCUCCCCCUCUCCUUUUCUCUCAUAGUCUCCCCUUUCCUCUUCCCUCUCUUAUCCCCUCACCACUCCUCUCACAUCCACAUCCUCCUCCGCCAACCCCAACCCCUAACCCUAACCCUAACCGAAACCCCUCCUCCACUACUACCGUUCCCGUUCUCAUUCCCUCUACUCUUCUUCCUCCUCUUUGUAGUGUUCUUCUCUUUGUUCGCCCUGGCCUCCAUCACCCACAGCGUCUUCCACGGCUUCUUCGGCCGCCCCGUUAAGCUCCUCCCCGCGCUCCUCUCCAUCCUCACCUCCUUCCUCCCCCUCCUCGCCACCUCCGUCUUCACCCACCUCCUCCUCCUCUCCCUCUCCCUCCCCACCAUCUUCCUCUUUUCCACCGCCUCCUCGUCCCCGAUCCUCCUCGCCAUCUCCGCCGUCCUCGUCCUCUUCGCCGUAGUCUACCUCCGCGUGUCCUGGACCCUCGCCCCCGUCGUCGCAGUCGUCGAGUCCACUUGGGGCCUCCAAUCUCUUCGCCGAAGCGCCGCCCUCACAAAAGGAAUGAGACCCCUCGCCGCCUCCUGCUUCCUCUUCUUCGCCUCCAUGCAGGCCCUCCUCCUCUGGACCGCCUCCGUCGACGGCUGGGCCUGGAAAGACUGGGCCUUCGUCGUCCAGAUCGUCCUCACUUCUACUCUCCUCAUGCUCCUCAUGCUCUACAACGCCGCCGCCGACACCGUCCUCUACAUGUACUGCAAGGCCGUCCACGGCGAGCUCGCGCUUGAGAUCGCCGAGGAGUUUGCGUGGCAGUACGUUUGCUUGCCAUUUGAUGAUGGCAAGGUGCCUCACGUUGUUUCCGUUGUCCGUGUGUAGUGUAGCGUGCUGGUUUGGGGAAACUUUUUUUGUAACAUAGCGAGUGUAAGUGUAAUCUAUCCCAAGCUUUUAGUAGUGUAAACUAGUGGAUUAAUAAUUAAUUAUUAGUACAUUGGUAAAUAGAAAGUGUGGAACUUGUGGAUCCCAAAUGUGUAUAUUGUUUGUGUUGUUCUGUUUUUCGGUUGAAGCUUGAAAUUGAUGGCGGUCUGGGUUCUGGUUUGGGCGAAUUAUUUUUUAUUUAGAUGGAUGUUAGAAUGAUUGGAUGGUUUUGUUUUCAGAAUGAUUGUAUGGAGGUUGCAAUUUUACCGAAAAA